Seminavis robusta is the source of this 1090-nucleotide messenger RNA. NCBI's taxonomy places the organism in Eukaryota, Bacillariophyta, Bacillariophyceae, Naviculales, Naviculaceae. The record is from the annotation of a GenBank genome assembly.
UCAUUCUUUCCUCGAUCCUUUGUGUCCUUUGUUGGCGGUCUACGUUCUUCUUUGUAGAUACCACAAUUGCAAGCAACCCUUCACCAUGGCGCCUCGUUUACUAUCAGUCUCCUAUCUCGUUCUUUCUGUAGCCCUCUUGAUAUCCUCAAGAAGUUGUGAUGCCUUUUCAGCUCCCAAAGGUUCGGCUGCAGCUCCAUUGGACAGAAAAAAGAUUGCUGUCAUUGGUGCCGGUGGUUAUAUGGGUGCCACUACCUUUGGAUUUCUGCAACGAGCUGGGUCUCUAUACGAAACGGGGAUUGCAAAACAAUGUCGAUGCAUCGGUGCCACGGCGGGAACCGCUCAGGCUCUCAACACAUAUCUUGGAUCACACUUUAUCCUGGCACAAGCCGACGAAUCCUUUAUCAAACUCACCAAUAUGCAGUUGGUAGAAUCCAUACAAAAUUCAUUGCAAGGAUACGAUGCCAUCAUUCUGGGAAAUUCCAUGGCGGUACAAAACCGACCCAUCACGCCCGGAACCUUUGAAACUGGUCCCAACAGCAAAACACCCGAAAUAUUUUGGGAUUUCUGUCGAGGGAAUACCGUGAUGCCGGAAACACAAGAAAUUGUGGCGACCAUUGUUGACAAUAUACUAGAGGCAUGUCAGGGAGCACAAGUCAAACAUGUCUUGGGAGUUGCCACGGGGGGAGGUGUUGACGGGUUCACGGAAAAGAUCCAAGCAUCUCGUAUCCCUUAUACAGUACUCCAAUGUUCAGGGACAUUGAGCGUUCUCAAAGAUUAUACAUAUCGAAAGGGAGUUCAAGGAAAUUUGAAAGUAGUGACAUCCGAAGGAACCAGUGGUGGUGGUGGUGAAAUUUUGAGAGAAGAUAUUGCCGCCAUGUGUGUCCAAUGCCUCCAAUCCCUUGACUGGGACCAGAGCCGCAUCAUCCAAGUCGAAUCCACGGGACCCGUCGUCUUGAACGAACCGUCCCAAAAACGACCCGAUCAAGAAUGGUGUGUCAAUUCUCAUGUACUCGCUGGAAAGUUGCGGUCUGUUCAGUAGCCACCACUGUAGUUUUGCGAGCUAAUAUUAUAUAGAAACAUAUUUGAUUCU